Molecule: messenger RNA, 870 nt
Organism: Henningerozyma blattae CBS 6284
Lineage: Eukaryota; Fungi; Ascomycota; Saccharomycetes; Saccharomycetales; Saccharomycetaceae
Gene: CTK3
Product: Ctk3p
Exons: 1
Coding region: 1-870 (289 amino acids)
Biological process (GO): positive regulation of transcription by RNA polymerase I; positive regulation of DNA-templated transcription, elongation
Cellular component (GO): CTDK-1 complex
Source: RefSeq, a predicted model, not a curated record
AUGGAUUCAUUAGAAGUGCGAUUACAAUUUAUUCAGAUAUUGAAAAAUUUAUCUAAAACGCUCUAUACCAUUACACCAAGCUAUCAAACUCAAAGCACAAAUAAUAAAUACGAUGAGCCAAUAAUAUUUUUCUUGAAGAAUCAAUCACAAUAUUACGAGGAUUUAGAACAAUGUUUGUUUGAUAUCAUUAACAAGAUGAACCCAUUAGAUAGAAUCAAUAUUGUUGUAUAUUAUUUAAUUCUUAUGGAGAUUCUUGUAUCUAAUUCCAAUUCAAACACUUACACACUACCUAAUAUUACCAACCAAGUUAAAGAAAUGUUCCUAAAGUUUAGUAAGUUAUAUCGUAUGAUCUUACCAAAAGAUGAUAUUGUAUCUUUAAGUAAUUUACCAAUAGCCAAGGAAUUAUACGAUCGAUUACAAGAGGUUACCCAAGGUUUAGAUACUGAUAUUCAAAAUAUGGUCCAUGAAUGUCAUACAAUAUUAUUAGAAAGACUUUCAAUAAGAGAUGAUAUGUACAAAAAAUAUGAACAAGAUGGACUUGUAACAAUAGACACCCAGAAUUCUCAGACAACAGAAGAUGUUGGUGUUCAAACAGUUUUACAUAGAAUGGAAAAUGAUCGAGAAAGACACAAGAGAUCUAAAGAACAGCAAUGGGUUGAGGCACGUAUUGACCGUAAUGUCCUUGAAACUUCUUCAUCCAAUUUAGCCACCACAUCUUCUAAUAGUACCUCAUCUUCUACAGAUAAGAAUGCAGCAGAUGAGACCGAGUUUGAUAAAGUUUGGGCUAAUGCUGGAAGUGGAGUGAAUCAAGUUCAACUUGUAGCCAUGUCACAACUAUCUACGAUCGCAACAGAAUCGCUAGAAGGUUGA